GGCGCCAGGGAUUACCAAGUGGUCCAAGGUGCGUCAGCGUGAGGCUUUAAAAGCUCCUGGUGCAUCCCUCUGCCGCUCAGUCUUUACCCACGCUGACGAGCAGGAGCUGGAGCCGGAGCCGGAGCGCACAAGCUCUCAUUUCUCAUUUCCUCUUCUUACUUUUGGAGGGUAAAUCCGCAAACUGAAGAAGCAUGUCGGUGGUGAGCUCAGUGUCUUUCCUCAAGCCGCUCCGCAUGCGCUCCCCGGUGGCGCAGGGACGUCGACACACGCUGCCGGCCAGCGAGUUCCGCUCGCUCAGCCCUGAGGACGCCAUCAGCGUCUUUGAGAUCGAGAGAGAAGCGUUCAUCUCCGUGUCCGGCGAGUGUCCUCUCCUGCUGGACGAAGUGCGUCACUUCUUGACUUUGUGUCCCGAGCUGUCCCUGGGUUGGUUCGAGGAGGGUCGCCUGGUGGCCUUCAUCAUCGGAUCACUGUGGGACCAGGACAAGCUGACCAUGGACGCCCUGACGCUCCACAAACCCCACGGCAUGACGGUGCACAUCCACGUGCUGGCGGUGCACCGCACCUUCCGCCAGCAGGGCAAAGGCUCCAUCCUGAUGUGGCGCUACCUGCAGUACCUGCGCUGCCUGCCCUACGUGCGCCGGGCCGUCCUCAUGUGUGAGGACUUCCUGGUUCCCUUCUACCAGAAGUCCGGCUUCAAGUCCCAGGGCCCCAGCCGGAUCUCCGUGGGGCCCCUCACUUUCGUGGAGAUGUGCUACCCGGUCCGAGGACACGCCUUCAUGCGGCGGAACAGCGGGUGCUGAAGGGGACCGGGAGUCCCACGGACUAGACCCAGGUGAGGGUCCUGAUCUCCACUGGUAGUUCCACGGACUAGACCCAGGUGAGGGUCCUGACUUCCACUGGUAGUUCCACAGACUAGACCCAGGUGAGGGUCUUGACCUCCACUGGGAGUCCCACGGACUAGACCCAGGUGAGGGUCCUGACCUCCACUGGGAGUCCCACAGACUAGACCCAGGUGAGGGUCCUGACCUCCACUGGUAGUUCCACGGACUAGACCCAGGUGAGGGUCCUGACCUCCUCAGUGAGACAGUGACACACCUGAAGACUGGACACACCUUCUCUCUCACGCCCCUUUUGACUGACCUCCGACCUCUUGUACAACAGGGGUGUCCAAAUUUUUUCCAUCGAGGGGCGCACACGGAAAAAUGAAAACAUGCGAGACCAUUUUCAUAUUUGUCAUUUUCAAAACACAAAAUAUACUUUUUUUUUUUUUUUUUACCUUUAAGGCCCCCUUCAAAUCAUCUGUUGAUAAAAACGUGGAUUUUUUUUAAUAUAACUCCUACAGUAAAUCUAACUCCUACGGUAAAUCUAAUAAAACUCCUACAUUAAAUCUAAUAUAACUCAUACAGUAAAUCUAACUCCUAGAUUAAAUCUAAUAUAACUCCUACAGUAAAUCUAAUAGAACUCCUACAUGAAAUCUAACUCCUACAGUAAAUCUAACUCCUAUAUUAAAUCUAAUAUAACUCCUAUAUUAAAUCUAAUAUAACUCAUAUAUUAAAUCUAAUAUAACUCCUAUAUUAAAUCUAAUAAAACUCCUACAGUAAAUCUAACUCCUACAUUAAAUCUAACUCCUAUAUUAAAUCUAAUAUAACUCCUAUAUUAAAUCUAAUAUAACUCAUAUAUUAAAUCUAAUAUAACUCCUACAGUAAAUCUAAUAGAACUCCUACAUGAAAUCUAACUCCUACAGUAAAUCUAACUCCUAUAUUAAAUCUAAUAUAACUCCUAUAUUAAAUCUAAUAUAACUCCUAUAUUAAAUCUAAUAAAACUCCUACAGUAAAUCUAACUCCUACAGUAAAUUUAACUCCUAUAUUAAAUCUAAUAUAACUCCUAUAUUAAAUCUAAUAUAACUCCUAUAUUAAAUCUAAUAUAACUCAUAUAUUAAAUCUAAUAUAACUCCUAUAUUAAAUCUAAUAAAACUCCUACAGUAAAUCUAACUCCUACAUUAAAUCUAACUCCUACAGUAAAUCUAAUCUAACUCCUACAGUAAAUCUAACUCCUAUAUUAAAUCUAAUAUAACUCCUAUAUUAAAUCUAAUAUAACUCCUAUAUUAAAUCUAAUAAAACUCCUACAUUAAAUCUAACUCCUACAUUAAAUCUAACUCUUACAGUAGAUAUAAUAUAACUCCUACAUUAAAUCUAACUCCUACAUUAAAUCUAAUAUAACUCCAACAGUAAAUCUAAUAUAACUCAUACAGUAAAUCUAACUGCUACAGUAAAUCUGACUCCUACAUUAAAUCUAAUCUAACUCCUACAGUAAAUCUAAUCUAACUCCUACAGUAAAUCUAACUCCUACAUUAAAUAUAACUCCUACAUUAAAUCUAAUAUAACUCCUACAGUAAAUCUAACUGCUACAUUAAAUCUAAUAGAACUCCUACAUAAAAUCUAACUCCUACAGUAAAUCUAAUACAACUCCUACAUUAAAUCUAAUAAAACUCCUACAUUAAAUCUAACUCCUACAGUAGAUAUAAUAUAACUCCUACAUCAAAUCUAACUCCUACAUCAAAUCUAACUCCUACAUUAAAUCUAAUAUAACUCCUACAGCAAAUAUAAUAUAACUCCUACAGUAAAUCUAAUAUAACUCCUACAGUAAAUGUAACUCCUACAUUAUAUAAAAUAUAACUCCUACAGUAAAUGUAACUUCUACAUUAAAUCAAAUAUAACUCCUACAGUAAAUCUAACUCCUAGAUUAAAUAUAAUCUAACUCCUACGGUAAAUCUAAUAUAACUCCUACAUUAAAUAUAACUCCUACAGUAAAUCUAACUCCUACAUUAAAUCUAAUAUAACUCCUACAGUAAAUCUAACUCGUAGAUUAAAUCUAAUCUAACUCCUACAUUAAAUAUAAUAUAACUCCUUCAGUAAAUCUAACUCCGACAUUAAAUCUAAAAUAACUCCUACAGUAAAACUAACUCCUAGAUUAAAUCUAAUCUAACUCCUAGAUUAAAUCUAAUCUAACUCCUACAUUAAAUAUAACUCCUACAGUAAAUGUAACUCCUACAUUAAAUCUAAUAUAACUCCUACAGUAAAUCUAACUCCUAGAUUAAAUCUAAUCUAACUCCUACAGUAAAUCUAAUAUAACUCCUACAUUACAUAUAACUCCUACAGUAAAUGUAACUCCUACAGUAAAUCUAAUAUAACUCCUACAUUAAAUACAACUCCUACAGUAAAUCUAACUCCUACAUUAAAUCUAAUACAACUCCUACAGUAAAUCUAACUCCUAGAUUAAAUCUAAUCUAACUCCUACAUUAAAUAUGAUAUAACUCCUACAGUAAAUCUAACUCCUACAUUAAAUCUAAUAUAACUCCUACAGUAAAUCUAAUAUAACUCCUACAGUAAAUGUAUUUCCUACAUUAAAUCAAAUAUAACUCCUACAGUAAAUGUAACUCCUACAUUAAAUCAAAUAUAACUCCUACAGUGAAUGUAACUCCUAGAUUAAAUCUAAUCUAACUCCUACAUUAAAUCUAAUAUAACUCCUACAGUAAAUCUAACUCCUAGAUUAAAUCUAAUCUAACUCCUACAUUAAAUAUAAUAUAACUCCUACAGUAAAUCUAACUCCUACAUUGAAUCUAAUAUAACUCCUACAGUAAAUCUAACUCCCAGAUUAAAUCUAAUCUAACUCCUAGAUUAAAUCUAAUCUAACUCCUACAGUAAAUCUAAUAUAACUCCUACAUUAAAUAUAACUCCUACAGUAAAUGUAACUCCUACAUUAAAUCUAAUAUAACUCCUACAGUAAAUCUAACUCCUAGAUUAAAUCUAAUCUAACUCCUACAGUAAAUCUAAUAUAACUCCUACAUUAAAUAUAACUCCUACAGUAAAUGUAACUUCUACAUUAAAUCUAAUAUAACUCCUACAGUAAAUCUAACUCUUAUAUUAAAUCUAAUAUAACUCCUACAGUAAAUGUAAUCUAACUCCUACAUUAAAUCAAAUAUAACUCCUACAGUAAAUCUAACUCCUACAUUAAAUCUAAUCCAACUCCUGCAGUAAAUGUAAUAUAACUCCUAUAGUAAAUCUAACUCCUAGAUUAAAUUUAAUCUAAUUCCUACAGUAAAUGUAACUCCUACAGUAAAUCUAAUAACUCCUACAGUAAAUCUAACUCCUACAUUAAAUCUAACUCCUACAUUAAAUCUAAUAAAACUCCUAAAUUACAGCUAAUAUAACUCCAACAGUAAAUCUAACAAUUACAGUAAAUCUAACUCGUACAUUAAAUCUAAUAUAACUCCUACAGUAAAUCUAACUCUUAUAUUAAAUCUAAUAUAACUCCUACAGUAAAUGUAAUCUAACUCUUACAUUAAAUCUAAUAUAACUCCUACAGUAAAUGUAAUCAAACUCCUACAUUAAAUCUAAUAUAACUCCUACAGUAAAUCUAACUCCUACAUUAAAUCUAAUCUAACCCCUACAGUAAAUGUAAUAUAACUCCUAUAAUAAAUCUAACUCCUAGAUUAAAUCUAAUCUAAAUCCUACAGUAGAUCUAAUAACUCCUACAGUAAAUCUAACUCCUACAUUAAAUCUACAAUAACUCCUACAGUAAAUCUAACUCCUACAUUAAAUCUAAUAAAACUCCUAAAUUAAAGCUAAUAUAACUCCUACAGUAAAUCUAACAAUUACAGUAAAUCUAACUCCUACAUUAAAUCUAAUAUAACUCCUACAGUAAAUCUAACUCCUACAGUAAAUCUAACAAUUACAGUAAAUCUAACUCCUACAUUAAAUCUGUUAUAACUCCUAUAUUAAAUCUAACUCCUACAGUAAAUCUAACUCCUACAUUAAAUCUAAUAUAACUACUACAGUAAAUCUAACUCCUACAUUAUAUCUAAUAUAACUCCUACAGUAAAUCUAACUCCUACAUUAAAUCUAAUAUAACCCCUACAGUAAAUCUAACUCCUACAUUAAAUCAAAUAUAACUCCUACAGUAAAUCUAACUGCUACAGUAAAUCCCAACAUAGUCUGUUGAUAUAUGAGGUUAAAAAAUAAAUGUUUUAUGCGCUUGUUUUUAAUGGCAGAAAACAUAACACACGUACUAUUUUUAGCCCUCAGAGUGGAAUGUUUGAAGUGAAGUAAUUGGAGCUUUAAUUGAAGCUGAUCAAGAGUGAUGGAUCAAACGCAGAUAAUAAUUUGGCCACUUCUAGUAUGUGUGUGACAAUCAUUGCUACUUUACUUAAUUAGGUUAAUUAACACCAUCGAUUUUUAUUUAUUUUUUAUUUUUGGAGCAAUUAGAUUAAAAAAAAUAAAAUCCCACAAAAAUUCCUGGGGAUCCAUAAGAUGAUCACAAAAGUCUUUAAAAUAAAUUAUUUCUUAAAAAAAACAAAAACUUUUAAGGCUUAAAUUUAUGGAUCAAUUUCUGAUCUAUUCGUCCAUUAGAAGUUUUUAUAAUUUUUUUGUUUGUUUUAUGCCCUUUUUGUCAAGGAAAAUUCUUGUUUUUAAAUAAUAGCAAACACCCCAAAUAUUUUGAAAGGUGAAUAUUUGAUCUGACUAACGAGCCUUGACUUGCUCAAUAUUGCAUAACAUUGAUUUGGAUUCAUUAUUACGGAAGAGGAAAAGAAAAGAGUUUCCUUAUUUUCCACUUUUUCUUGCCUUUUUGUUAAAGGUAUUUUGCAGCAGCAGCGUGGGCGUGCUCCUGUGGCCCUUGAUGUGCCUCGGACUGGAAGUCUUGAAUCAAGACUCGUGUAAAUACUGUAUAUUACGCAAUGUUUGCAUUCUUCAGGGAAUAAAGGAUUUAUUUUCUAGCUUCUUCCAGAAAGUGCCUUUUGUUGUAAAACUUCUAUUUAAAUGAUAAAUGGGUUGUACUUGUAUAGCGCUUUUCUACCUUCAAGGUACUCAAAGGACUUUUGACACUACUUCCACAUUUACCCAUUCACACACACACUCACACACUGAUGGAGGGAGCUGCCAUGCAAGGCGCUAACCAGCACCCAUCAGGAGCAAGGAUGAAGUGUCUUGCUCAGGACACAACGGACGUGACGAAGUUGGUACCAGGUGGGGAUUGAACCAGGGACCCUCAGGUUGCUGGCACGGCCACUCCACCACUUCGCCACGCCGUCCCUAUUCUAUUAUUCCAUAUAUUUGUUCUAUUUCAGCACAUUGAAAAGAAGUGCUUGCCACAAGAAGUUGUGGAGCCCAGGCUCUUCAACUAGCAACCUCGCAGCAGCACCAGUGUGUCAAUGUGGAGUCCAGGCUCUUCAUUUUUAAAGGGGAACAUUAUCACAAUUUCAAAAGGGUUAAAAACAAUAAAAAUCAGUUCCCAGUGGCUUGUUUUAUUUUUCAAAGUUUUUUUCAAAAUUUUACACCUCCCGGAAUAUCCCUAAAAAAAAGCUUUAAAGUUCUUGAUUUUCACUAUUUGCGAUGCGACUGUCCAUUUCCCUGUGACGUCAUACAGGGCUGCCAAUGUAAACAAACAACGGCG
Molecule: messenger RNA, 6450 nt
Organism: Nerophis ophidion (straightnose pipefish)
Lineage: Eukaryota; Metazoa; Chordata; Actinopteri; Syngnathiformes; Syngnathidae
Gene: aanat1
Product: arylalkylamine N-acetyltransferase 1
Exons: 3
Coding region: 192-800 (202 amino acids)
Biological process (GO): circadian rhythm; response to light stimulus
Cellular component (GO): cytoplasm
Molecular function (GO): aralkylamine N-acetyltransferase activity
Source: RefSeq, a predicted model, not a curated record